Lampris incognitus (smalleye Pacific opah) is the source of this 4625-nucleotide messenger RNA. RefSeq names its product Rho GTPase activating protein 18 (gene arhgap18). The record is from RefSeq and is a predicted model, not a curated record. Gene Ontology annotation, cellular component: cytoplasm. The coding region runs from base 160 to 2307 and encodes 715 amino acids. The transcript is spliced from 18 exons. Gene Ontology annotation, biological process: regulation of small GTPase mediated signal transduction; regulation of actin filament polymerization; signal transduction. Gene Ontology annotation, molecular function: GTPase activator activity. NCBI's taxonomy places the organism in Eukaryota, Metazoa, Chordata, Actinopteri, Lampriformes, Lampridae.
GUUUGGCUGCAGCAUGAGUUGCGGGGAAGCAGCGGUAGAUAGAGUCAAGUCGGUAGACAGAUAACUAGAGAAGUCAGACGGAGAGUGCGAGAGAGAGGGGGAGGGAGCACGCGAGAGAGGAGGAGGACGAAAACAAGAAGAGAGGGGAAAAGGAGAAACAUGAGCCGCCAGCCGCCGGAGUCCCAGGGAGUGGUUUUGACUGGUUACCAUAGCAACGCAGAGACGUUGCCGAAAAGUGGGUUAGCGGCGUGUACCGCAGCCCAGGAGCCGGAGUCCACACCGGGCAGCUUCUUUCUCCUUGACAGCCGCAGAACAGGUCAAUACAGUGUGCAGCAGGGGCAGAACACACAACAUGGACCCACCAACCCCGUCAACAUUGCCAAAGCCACUAGUAUCAACCCUCCGUCACUCCCCAACCCAGUUCCCAACACUUGCCCCAGACCUCAGCCCAGCAGUAGCCCACACCUGGGCUCCAACCCCAGCCUCGCCUCUCACCCCAGUCCCAGGCCUGCAUCCCAGCCUUCAUACCAGCGCUAUAACUCCCAGGACUCUCUUGAUGAGCUGGCAAUGGACGACUAUUGGAAAGAGGUGGAGAAUAUAUCUCGCUCUGGGGAAGGAGGAGAGGGGGGAGUGGGGAGAGGGGAGGGAUGCAUAGAGGGGGAGGCGCAAGAGGAGGAGCAGCAGAAAAUUCCUGAAGAGGGGGAGCAGGAGGAGGCGUGGCUGACGGAGGCGGGACUAGCCAGGCUGUUUGAUGAUUCGCUGGGAGCUGACCAUGAUCAGGAAGAGGACAACGCUGUGUUCCUGUCUACUCUGACCAGAACCCAGGUGGCAGCCGUAGAACGUCGUGUUACAUCAUUACAGCAGACAUUGCUACGACGACGGAACCGUCAACAUGUUCCUGAUGUCAGGGAUAUAUUCAGGCCAUCUGAAAAGGUUGAAGGGCCAUCUAAACUCACAGAAGGACUAGAAAACAGUGUAAAAGAUGUAAAUUCAACUGAAACAGAGACGGAGUUAAAUGUUGAAGUGUCAUUUUCGGAACAGGCACUCAAUUACAGGGACCACCAUCAAGGAAAGGCUAUAUCUACAUUUCCACAUUCACCUGAUGACAAGCUACCAAACUUCAGAUUACUUCGUGACAAAACGGGUCAGACCAGGAUAGGAGAUCUUUCUCUUCUGGACAUGAAAAAGGUGCGUAGACUGGUGCUUGUGGAGAUGACUGCUCUGUUUGACACUGCUGGGAUAGACCUGAAAGCUGACAAAGCAGUCAAAGUCAAGGCUAAAGAGAGUGGUCUAUUCGGUGUACCCCUUGCAACCUUACUGGAUCAGGACCAGAGACGGGCCCAUGGGACCAAAGUUCCACUCAUACUGCAGAAGCUCAUCAGUCAUAUUGAACAGGAGGGACUGGACACAGAAGGGUUACUUCGGAUUCCUGGAGCGGCCACUAGAGUCAAGGCAUUGUGCCAGGAGCUGGAGUCUUGUUUCUAUGAUAAUCUAUUUUCAUGGCAACAGCUGAAACAGCAUGAUGCUGCAAGUCUUCUAAAGCUUUUCAUCAGGGAGUUACCAUUUCCAUUACUGACUGUGGAAUAUCUCAACACCUUUAUUGCUGUCAACAAGCUCCCCACUAAGAAACAGCAGCUCCAGGCCUUGAACCUGCUGAUCCUCCUGUUACCGGAGGCAAAUCGGGAUACUCUCAAGGCAUUAGUGGAGUUUUUCCAGCGUGUGAUUGACCAUCAGAAGCGAAACAAGAUGACCCUCAACAAUGUCUCCGUUGUUAUGGCGCCCAACAUCUUCGUGUUCAAAGGUUUCCGUUCCAAGGUUACCGAACAACAGGAGUUCUCCAUGGCAACGCGCACAGCCAACAUCGUCAGGCUUCUGAUUAGAUACCAGAGCCUCCUGUGGACAAUUCCUAAGUUCAUUCUCAACCAAGUAAGACAGCAGAACACGGAGAGCCAGAGGAAACAGAACAGGGAGCGAGCUGUGAGGAAGCUACUGAAGAAGAUUACUACUGACAAGCCAGUGGACAAACCUGUGUGUGAGGACUCUUCCCAGGGUUUUAUUCGUGUCCAGGCACCCCAGUUUCGUAAAGUUUCUAUGGCAGUUCAGCUUACUGAAGAAUUGCAGGCUGCUGAUGUAUUAACACGAUUCAUCAACCAGGACAGUUCAGUGCCAGUGAAGCGAGAAGAGCUGUGCCUCUAUGAGAUAGGUGGCAACAUCAAGGAGAGAUGCCUGGAUGAGGAGACAUAUAUGAAGGACCUCCUGCAGUUGAACCCCACAGCAGAAUGGGUCAUCAAAGCCAUUCCGAGAUAAGCUGAUCCAGGGGGAAGUCACAUGGUGUUUUCCCUUUAACCCCAGUUCCAAAAGUGUUUUGGCCAAUCGUUUGUAACAUACGGAUUUCAAUCUAGGUUGCUCAGAUCGAGUCCUGAAACCUGCCAAUGAUCAAAUUAGGCAUACGUGCAUUUUAAAAACCUAUUUGUGAAAUGUGUGUGCAGGAGAGAAGUGGUCAAAAUACUAGAUGAAAUACUAGAUGCUUUUGUUAUGACUUUCCUGCUCUUAUGGAAAAUGGUAAUGUCAAUCAAGAAAAAGGGAAAAUCUGUCAUGGAAGACAUUGGACUGAGCAGCAGUGUUUGAUUUGUGAAUUGCAGGCCCUGAACAAUAUGGACAUGGAUGCAUAACAUGUUUCUUUGCUCUCAGCACCACUUGUAUAAGGGAAUUUCCAGGUUGUCUACAGGCAACUCUUCGCUGAGUGGUGUUGCCUGUGAUUAUGCAAAAAUGCCUUCAAUUACAUCACCAUAGCACACAACAAGAUGGACACUGUUCUUAGCCUUUCCCGGCUUAGAAACACCAGUUGCAUAGCAAUGGUCAUACAACAUGAUUGCAAUGCUGAUAUUGCUAUUGCUGAAAACGGCAGUGGCCACAGUGUGUAUGUCUUGCUCUUAAUGUCAGUGUCUCAAGAUAUUGACAUUGUCAAUGUAGCAGGCAGUGUUUGAUUACUGGCCUCAAGUACAGGGAAUGCCAGCAAAGGAAUUAACUGCAAUUAACUGCAAUUAUUUUUGGGACACUACAUGCUUGACAGCAGAUGUUGAUUUUGUAUUAUGUAUUAAGGCUAGUUAUCUUUUAUUUCUUUAUACGAGAAUUUACCAAUCUGUUAGAGCGUAAAGUAUAAAACAAUGAUGUUUUCUACCUCCCUAACUGCUAACAUGGGGCCUUAGUUAGAAAAACCUCAUCAAAAUAAUGUGAUCAUGAAGAUACUGUGCGAGAGCUUUUUUUUUUUUUUUUUUUUUUUUUUGCCUAAUGUACUUAUCUGUUUGUUGUGCCUCUCUGACCACUAGUUUGAAAUCGAGGACAGUCGUGCAGGUCAUCAGAAACCACUUAAUCUAGAUAAGACCAAAUCAUCUCUUCACUUUAUAUUCCCACUGCUUGAUAGGGUUUGGAACUCUUGCGGCACUUGUACUAGAAUAUUAUAUACUUGAACCACAGUAUGAUAAAACUGCCGUUUUCAUUAUAAUAAGUAUUGUGGUUCAGUACAGUGAUUUAAUAUGAUCACCAACACUCCAUUUCAUUGAACCACUGAAAAAUAGUUGAGCACUUUUUCUCAUUAUUGGUAGUAUUAUUUUCAAGUAUAUUUUUUAUUAAAAGCAUUAAAAGCACAAUUAUUUAUAGCAAUAUACAAAACUUAAUAUCAUCGAAUCAAUGGAGUGUUGCAAUGCAAAGGAAUCCACUGCAUUGAUAUUCUUUUCAUUCAUACCAUUUAACAUGCUUGUCAUCUUAAGCAAUAUGUAACCAGGUAGAUGUUUAACGGUGAGACCUAACAGCCAUGUCAAACCUCAAUUACACAACAGGGAAUGGGUUGUCACCAUUGAUGGCUGCAUUGCAAGUGUGAGGGUGUCAGUACUGAAUGGGAAAAAAAGUGUUGUGCUUGUUUUUUUUUCUGAUGAAGUAGGAUCUUGGUCUGAUACUAAAUCACACAUGUUUGUGUUGGGUUUGGGAGUCUCUCAUGACAAGCAUCAAAAGAGUUUCAGCUCCGUGGUGCACACCGAUGACCUCAGCAACUGUGCAUCAUUGCUUGCUCUUUAAUGGUACAUACAUGUAAUAGUCUGGCUUUAAAUUUUUUUGCUUUUGUGUUUCUUCAUGUGUUAAUUCAGCUUUAAGCCUUUAAAGGAAAUUUGACAUUUUUUGAUUAAAAACAGAGAAAGGAUGCUUCAUUGGCUGUUCUGGAGUGUCACAAGAAUAAAUUUGGUAAUGAUUUUUUUUUUCAGGAAAAUGCUUUUAAGGCCGGGUGUUUGGAAACAUGAUAGACUCAUAGAUGAUAUUUUGAUGAAACAUGUUUGAAUAUAAAUGGUAUGGUAAUUUAAAAGAUUUCCUAACGUGUCAGGGCAAAAAUCAAUUUUUGUUUAUUUUAUGCCCUUAACAAUUAGAAGUUGACACAGGUACAUUUGCUGUUUUAGGAAAACAAACAGUAGAAACAAAAGAACAAAUCACUACCCAAAUAUUUUUGAGGCACAAAUAUAUCUGGAAUAAUUCAUUUGCCUUUAUUGUCUACUGUGAAUAUAUAUUUAUGACAUUUCAUUGUCAUACUACAGCUUCUGAAAUGACCACUAAAAUUGCUUGUAAAUAAAUAUUGAAUU